This is a messenger RNA of Symbiodinium natans, 1119 nucleotides long. NCBI's taxonomy places the organism in Eukaryota, Dinophyceae, Suessiales, Symbiodiniaceae. The record is from the annotation of a GenBank genome assembly.
AUGGCGGAUGCCGCGCUUUCGUCGGCAGAAGCCAUCAUGGUGGAUGCCAAGGCGAUGUUUCCCGACACUCCCACUGCGUCGGAUGCGCUGAUCGGCUACGAAGCGCCGAAAGCACAAAUGGUGAGCUACCAGCAGCGCAUGCUCUACCGAAGCAAGGCAUCGGAGGCCUUGACGUUGGCAAAGGACGCUUUGGUCUCCUUCCGCCGUGCUGGGGAGUCAGCGAAGAAGGUAUCCGCACUGAAGGUUGUCGUUGAUGCCAGCAUGGCCAUGGACCGAAGUUUCGACGCCAUGAUGGCAGCCAGCGAUGAGCUGGCGAUGAUCAAGAGGACAGGAAACAAGCAAGCCGAGGUGGAUGUGUCGGAGAUGCUGGCAGAGGUGCAAAUCGCCCGAGGCGACGCUGGCAGCGCGUCGCAGUCCUUGAACGAGGCCCUGGCCUUGUACAGAGAGCUGGGCAAGAAGGACGGUGAGGCAAAGAUUCUGCGGACUUUGGCUGGCUUGAAGCUCAAAACCGGCCGAACGAAGGAAGCCCUCAGCAUGGCGCAACAGGGCCUGGGUCUCUUCAAGGAGCUCGGCGAUUCCAAGGGGGAGGCCGACUGCCAGCGAAUUAUCAACAGGGCCUAUGCGGAAAGUGGUGAGAUGGAGAAAGCGCCGAACCGCAAUGAUGCAUUGAAGGCCCUCGAGGACUUGGCGAGUGCUGUCGAGAACCGAGAUAAGAGCCUGUGGAAGACCGCCAUUGUGGAGCUGAACAAGAGCUCCGCCUAUACCCAGCAUGACGUGCAGCAGAUUUUCGGCUCCGCCUUGAAGAAGGACCGCCAGGCUGCAGCCAGCUUCCUGCAGCAGAUGGGCAUUCGGUCCUCAGGCAGCGCGCCUGAGCUUGUCCUGAAGGAGGUGACGAAGGUCUUUACCUACGUCGGCUUCCGCGUCGGCGGGCUGGGCUAUGGGCCCCGCUUCCGGUGCCUCAACCCAACGCACGCCCUGGGUGUGGAGGGUGACGUGUCCUCGGUGAAGGCCGUUGCGUGCCUUCAGAUCUCAGACGAGGCCGACGACUGGGAGAAGGAGCUGCAGUAUCAUCCAGGCAUCCUGGAUGGCUGCUUGCAGUCGCAGAGUGCAUUGGGGUGA